GUCAGAGAUUUUUACAAUCGAGCAACCGCCAAUUUCGUGCAUUUAAUCCUUUAUAUAUUGUUACAUAGCUUAUUUUAUCGUAUGUAGCAUUAUAUACGUCUGUAUAUUUCAAUGUGUAAGGCGCCAUGGCAAUGUUCAACGAGUUGACGUUCUCAGCGUCUAGUCAACCGAAGCCCGCUUUGGCCAAGUUACGGAACAUCCUGAACACUCCGCGCUUCUGCACGCUUUGCUACGAGUCCGCGGUGCAGCUCCAGGAUCUAGACAACUGUCCUCUCGUGGACGGGAGCGAUAUCUGCACACUAACCCUCCGGCAAAUACUGCACGAAUUGUUUCAAGACGCGGGUUCCCGAAUCGUUCUCAGCAAAUAUAUCUGCGACCACUGCCAGGCCAAGCUUGUCUACUCCUACCAAUUCAUACGCUCCGUGAACAACAGAGCCGAAAACUUCAACUACUAUCUCACUCAGCUCGACUCGGAAACCAUAGACCUGCUCAACUGUAUGGCAGACAACCCGGCGUGCGCUAAUGCUGUCAUAGUCUUGGAAGAAACAGCAUCCAAUGAAAACGGAUUAGAAAAACUUGAGAAAUUCAAGUGGCACAAUAACCAACCUGUAAAAGAAAAAGUCCACAUCAUUGAGCGUCCUUCAAGGCAUUUAAUAACGAAAAACUAUAGGUGCGGAUACUGCAACAAGGAAUUCUGCGAUAAAAAGUUCCUUUUAACACAUUUCAAUACUUGCGGCUUGUGCAAAAUUGAAGCCGGUUUUAAUGUUGAAAACAGCGUUCCGUUUGAGAAUAUCUUAUGCCCAAAAUGCAAGAAAAGACCAUGUGAGCAUGAGAAGUUUAUUAAAUACUUUUUCGAUCAAAAAGAGGAUGCCGUUGUAAAGACAAAAUGUCUAGAAUGCCCUUAUACCGCAUCUAUGCUGCAAACGCUGAUAUCCCAUGUUGAUAAAAAACAUAUGGAUAUGUUAGCUGACAACUGUGAAUUAUGUGGCAAAUUAUUUUACUUGAGAGAACAGUAUUUUAGCCAUUUUGAUACAUUCCACCCGGACUACAAAAUAUGCUUUUACUGUAGCUGUGUUAUUCCCAGCGAGAGCUUGUAUGAGCAUGAAGCGGAAUGCACAGUCACCGAGAAAACAUACAGUUGUGACAAAUGCCCUUCUAAAUUUGAAAACGAUAUGCAAGCUUCCAUACAUGCUAUGGCACAUGAAGAUAUACCAAAGAAACCCAAAAAAAUAGUUCUGAAGCGGUCAUACUCCUGUCCGCUUUGCAAGGAAACAUUUACCGGUAAAUUGAAAUUACAGAAACAUUGCAAUGACGCUCACGGAGUGGAAUCCUACAGAAACAACCACUGUCAAUUCUGCGAUAUCAAAUUUACAACGAAAAAGGAGUACUUGUUGCAUAUUCGUGAGAUGCAGCAUUUUGCUGACAUUAAUCCGAAUCACAGUUACCGCCACAAAUGCCAGUAUUGUGACUACACAGCGAGACAUAGUUUCAUUUUGAAGACACAUAUGAACCGUUAUCAUUUAAAAGUGAUGCCGUUUGAGUGUGAUAUUUGCAACAAAAGAUUUUUAGAUAAAAGAAAGCUAAAGGCUCAUAUAGACAGACACAUGGGCAAGGGUAAGACGGUGUGUUCUAUAUGUGGUGAUACGCUUGGGAGCACGACUGCUCUUAUUAAACAUACAAGAUUACAUACUGGGGAGCGACCGUACCCAUGCCAUCUGUGUGAUGUUAGCCUAAAUUCUGCCAGCGAACGUAAAUUCCAUGUCCUACGGAAACACACAGAGAAGACCCACCCAUGUCCGAUCUGUGAAACCAAGUUUCACACACCAUACUUUGUUAGAAGGCAUAUUCAACAAGUACAUUGGAAAAGGAAAGAAAAGUUUGACCACACGAAGGUAGAGGGACUGAAGCCGGAACAUUAUGAACUGUUCAGAGAUAGAAGAAUGGUCGUUUUAUAAUAAAGAUAAAAACCGUAAUAUUUCUUAGAUUAAUUUACUAAUAUUAAUUUAUGUUUCAAAUGCAGGCGCGGAACAUUGAUUAUAUAUUAUAUUGUUUUAAAUUCCGCGCCUGUUUUUAAUUAUGAAAAUAGGUAGGUUGGCAAGACUAAAAUGUUUUAUGUUAUGCUGAGUUUCCGUGUUUGCCCCACUUCGGCAACCCAUAUACAAUAAGUUUGGUCAUAGAAGAGUAUUUAUAGAUGGUCAAGCAAAUCUUGUCAGUAGAAAAAGGCGUGAAAUUCAAAUUUUCUGAGACGAUAUUCCUUCGCGCCUACAUUUUUCAAAUUUGCCGCCUUUUUCUACUGACAAGAUCUGCUUGACCAAGUAUAUAUGGUAUUGUUUUCUGUCGAACAAGCAUUGAAACUCAACAUUUUUAGCAUCAAGCUAUUCCAGCUAGUAUUUAAAAAUAUUGCGUCAUGUUUAAGAUUUUCUUAAAUAGCUUGGCAAUCUUUAUUCGUCAAGCAGUUUUUAUUAAGUCUUGAAUAGCUUUUAAAUAAAUACCAUUUGGCGCCAAAUUGGAAUUUAAUUUCAUAGAAAUCAAACAAAAUGAUCAAAGUAAAUUUUUAUUGAUUAUUCGUUGUACAUAAGCGACUAUAAUUAUAGAAUUAUAUUCAAACUUAACUAAGAAUAUCUUUGUAAAACAAUAUCUUCAAUUUUUCGAAAUCCGAACAGUUAUCAAUUCAUGCAAGUUUACAUUUUAAACUAAUUUGCUAGUAAAAUAAGCAAACGGUGAAAUACUGAUUUCCUUUCGCAAUUGGAAGAUUAAGUAUCAUUUUCUUGGAAGAACUAUAUUUAUUUUAUAAACGUAAAUUUAAAUAUUUUCCCAAUUUUAAACUAUCGAAAUAGUCACUUACAAUCACAUUUACAUCUUGUCUUAAUUUAAUUUGUGUUUUUGUUUACAUAUAAAUAAAUAUAUUUUUGAGUAAUGCA
This is a messenger RNA of Cydia fagiglandana, 2921 nucleotides long. Its product is annotated as PR domain zinc finger protein 5-like. Gene Ontology annotation, molecular function: chromatin insulator sequence binding. The coding region runs from base 126 to 1955 and encodes 609 amino acids. Gene Ontology annotation, biological process: regulation of transcription by RNA polymerase II. The record is from RefSeq and is a predicted model, not a curated record. Gene Ontology annotation, cellular component: chromosome. Lineage: Eukaryota; Metazoa; Arthropoda; Insecta; Lepidoptera; Tortricidae. The transcript is spliced from 2 exons.